Messenger RNA from Danio aesculapii, 3221 nucleotides. RefSeq names its product cyclin-dependent kinase 16. Gene Ontology annotation, molecular function: ATP binding; protein kinase activity. Gene Ontology annotation, biological process: exocytosis; neuron projection development; protein phosphorylation. NCBI's taxonomy places the organism in Eukaryota, Metazoa, Chordata, Actinopteri, Cypriniformes, Danionidae. The record is from RefSeq and is a predicted model, not a curated record. Gene Ontology annotation, cellular component: nucleus; cytoplasm; synaptic vesicle. The transcript is spliced from 16 exons. The coding region runs from base 150 to 1598 and encodes 482 amino acids.
GAGAAAUGUCCGUUCUCCCGGUUACCGGCGCUGCAGCUCCAGCUCCUUCAGCUCUCGGCGGCUCCAGGUGUCCUUGAGGCCGGCAGAGGCUCCAGCGGGACCCGCGCUCCACCGCAGCAUCUUCAGGUGUUGGCCAGAGGACAGGUUUGAUGGACCGCAUGAAGAUCAUUAAGAAGCGUCUGUCCAUGAGCUUGCAGAGCGUGCGGCGUCUGGACGAGAGUCUGUGUGAUCUGCCCGAACACACGGGACUGGAGGAAGGAGAUGAGGUCACUCAUGGUAAAAUAGGGUCAGAUGGAGAAAGUGAUCAGGCUUCAGGAGCAUCUUCUGAUGAAGUUCAGAGUCCUGUACGAGUGCGCAUGCGGAACCUUCAUCAGCGCAUCUCCAAUGAGGACAUCAACAAGCGUCUGUCACUGCCAGCAGAUAUCCGUCUGCCUGAAGGUUACCUGAAGAAGUUCGCCUCCAACAGCCCUCCGUUUGACAAACCUUUAAGCCGGAGACUACGGAGAACAUCACUGUCAGAGAUCGGCUUUGGGAAACUGGAGACGUACAUCAAACUGGACAAACUGGGAGAGGGCACAUACGCAACAGUGUAUAAGGGUCGCAGUAAGCUAACAGAUAACCUGGUGGCUCUGAAGGAGAUCCGGCUGGAGUAUGAAGAAGGCGCACCCUGCACCGCCAUCAGGGAAGUGUCUCUCCUGAAGAACUUGAAACACGCCAACAUCGUCACGCUUCACGACAUCAUCCACACAGAGAAGUGCCUUACGCUCGUCUUCGAGUACCUGGAUCGAGAUCUCAAGCAGUAUCUGGACGACUGCGGGAGCAUCAUGAGCAUUUAUAACGUGAAGAUUUUCCUCUUCCAGCUGUUGCGCGGUCUGGCUUAUUGCCACAGUCAAAAGGUUCUGCACAGAGACCUGAAACCUCAGAACCUGCUCAUCAACGACAAGGGAGAGCUGAAACUGGCUGACUUUGGUCUCGCCCGAGCCAAGUCGGUUCCCACAAAGACCUUCUCUAAUGAGGUGGUGACGCUGUGGUACAGACCUCCUGAUGUGCUGCUGGGCUCCACAGAGUACUCCACCCCCAUCGACAUCUGGGGUGUAGGCUGUAUAUUCUAUGAGAUGAUCACUGGACGUCCGCUGUUCCCCGGCUCCACAGUGGAGGACGAGCUUCAUCUUAUAUUCCGGAUCUUGGGUUCUCCUACUGAGGACUCUUGGCCAGAAGCUCACAGCAAUGAAAACUUCCUCUCCUACAGAUUCCCUCAGUAUGAAGGCGAGCCGCUGGUCACCCACGCGCCCAGGAUCACUAAUGACGGUCACGAUCUCCUCUGCCAGCUCCUGCAGUUUGAUGCCAGACGGCGUGUUUCAGCAGAAGCAGCUCUCCGACACGUCUAUUUCAGAGAUCUGGGAGAUAAAGUGCACCAGCUGCCGGACACCUCCUCCAUCUUCUCCAUUAAAGAGAUUCGACUGCAGAAGGAUCCGGGAAAACACUUUCCAGCUCAGAGAGAGUUGGCGAUGGUCCACCGUAUGGGCUCAGCUCCGCCUGAACACUUUCUCCCAGAAGGAGUGAGCCGUGUCCUGCACAACGCUCCGCUGUCCUCAUAAACCCGCUGCCUCUUCAUCUACGGAGCUCUCUCUUAUCUUUUGCACACAGUUUGUCUCCAUGUGUAAAUAUCUGAAUGCAAUGAAGAGAAAAGCAUGAUAGGAAUUAAGUACCAAAGAUGCCCCGUGUGUUUGUGUUUCACUGGGUCAGUCACGGGAAGCGUUGAGUGGCCCAAUAGCCACAGGAUGAAGUCUCUGAUGUCAUCACACUUGCCCCGAAGUCUGCAGCAGCUCCAGUGUUGGGGAAACACUUUACAAUCAGGGAGGAUUAUCUAGAAACUGAUUUCGAGAGGAUCAUGUGAUUAUGAUUGGUCCAGCAUCAGCUCAUGAUUGAUUAUCCAAUCAGAUGAGUCUUAACCCACUAUAAAUGACCAGAGGUUUCUUAUCUCAGUAUCUUUGUCUUGAAGAAGACACGGUGGCCCAGCACUGCUGCCUCACAGCAAGAAUGUCUCCGGGUAAAGUCCCUACUAAACCAGAUGACAUUUCUGUGCAGAGUUUCGCUCGUGCUCGCGUAGGUUUUCCCCGGGUUCCUCAGUUUCCUCCCACAGUCCAAAAUAACACGCACCCUAAGUAAACUGAAAUACAGAAUUGAUACCAUAGUCAAGCUCUCAGCGAGUACACCACUCCUCAGCCAUCCAUCCGGGCAGAGUCAUCCAGAUCUACCUGAGCUCAAACUCCCCUCUCGCCCUUUAAACGGGAGGGUCCCCCGUGCUUGAGGAUCUCAUGAGUUCAGCGCUCUCUCCCGGGACAGCAUGCCAAACAUAUCAAUCAUCAAUCAUCAGCCAAGAGUGAACUCUUGAAACACCAGUUAUGCAAGUAACCAGUACUUCUCUAAGUGAUGCAUUACUUUAGUAAUAUUUGAGUUACAUUUCAGUUUAAUUCAUGAGCUACACUUGGAUAUUGCUUGAUAAUAAUAGCAGGUUUGGCAUGCUGUCCCGGGGGAGAGAACCCUGAGCUCGGAGAUAAUCGAGCACAGGCCUCCUGCCUGGUCGAUGAGCCUGUGAGGUGGUACAGGAUCAGGCAGUUCUCCAGAGCUCCCCCUGGUAAAGGAGGAAAGGGGAGAUUCUUCAACAAAUGAAGAUAAGGGAGUGAUGUAGUCAGGCUGUUUAGAGUGAGUUUGGAAUAAUCCGGCGUUUCCAAAACCCAUCAUUAGCCAACUAAGGUCACAAGUUCUGUCAGUACAAACGUAGUUUAUUGAUUUGCUGUUUCCCAAAUCCGUCACUCCAACUUUCCCCAACACUGAGCUGCACUGCAGAGAACAUCCAGCUUUUCUGGCAUCGGCCAAAUCCACUUCAGGAUCAGCAAUAUCUGAUCUGGAUUUAUUAUUAUUAUUAUUAUUAUUAUUUAUCUGCCUUUUCAGCUCUGGUAUAUGUCUGAUGUUGGUCAUCUGUGAGCUGCAGUCAUGUCUAGAAACUCUAACAGAACUGACUGGCCAGACUGUGGACACAGAGAUGAUUUCAGCCGUCACGGGAACCUCAAGAUAGCCAACAGUUGGCCGACAACCAUCAUCACACUGCAGAAACACGCUCAGAGUGUGUGUCUGGUUCCUAGUCCAAAUAUCCCCAAACUCUUAAAUCAGUCAGCGUUUUCUAGACGAGCACAGAAUCUAGUGUUGUGUUCAGCAAU